GUUAACUACAGAGAUAUAUCUCUGGUUAACCAAAAUUUUGCAUGUUUUGUUUAUUCAGAAUUUGAAUUCUUCAAUUUUCCCCGACAAUGAUGAUUUCAAAUAUACUUCGAGUGGUGGCUCGAAGGAAUGAAUUGAGAUAUGGUAUUAUGAAAUGUAAUAUCUCCCAAUCUGCUCCUAGAAAAUAUAAUGAUAGUGGCAAAACUGUAGCCACAAUAUUGAAUACAGAAGCUGAUAUUGGUCUGAUGAUAGAUGCUUAUAGUGAAGUUGGUUUCAGGUUGAAUAAUAACUUCACUAUUCUAGGUCCAAUGCUGAUUUUUCCAAGGUCAGUUUUAUCAUGGAAGGUUGAUGAGGUUUCCGAAAUAACUGAAGAAUCAUUAAGUCUCUUCACAGUCCUUGAACCUAAAAUUGACAUUCUUGUAAUUGGAAUUGGUGAUGAAACUGAUGAGCUACCUAAAUCUUUCAAUAUACUCAAAUUCAUGAGGCAGAAUAAACUAAAUGUAGAAAUAUUACCAACAGCAAAGGCUUGUCCUACUUUCAACUUUUUAAACUACGAGGGACGUUAUGUAGCAGGAGCUUUAAUACCACCAACAAAAGUUGAUGCAACUGAUGAUGAUAUAUUGAGAACUAAAAUGAGAUACCAGACUAUAUACGAGCAAGAAGUUCCUUUAUUCUAGUAAAUUCUAUAAUAAAUUAUUCUGAAUAUGUU
This is a messenger RNA of Coccinella septempunctata (seven-spotted ladybird), 706 nucleotides long. RefSeq names its product NADH dehydrogenase [ubiquinone] 1 alpha subcomplex assembly factor 3. The transcript is spliced from 4 exons. Gene Ontology annotation, cellular component: mitochondrial inner membrane. Bases 87 to 674 code for a protein of 195 amino acids. The record is from RefSeq and is a predicted model, not a curated record. Gene Ontology annotation, biological process: mitochondrial respiratory chain complex I assembly. Lineage: Eukaryota; Metazoa; Arthropoda; Insecta; Coleoptera; Coccinellidae.